This is a messenger RNA of Cyprinus carpio (common carp), 750 nucleotides long. RefSeq names its product C-type lectin domain family 4 member E-like. NCBI's taxonomy places the organism in Eukaryota, Metazoa, Chordata, Actinopteri, Cypriniformes, Cyprinidae. The transcript is spliced from 4 exons. Bases 126 to 554 code for a protein of 142 amino acids. The record is from RefSeq and is a predicted model, not a curated record.
UCAGAAUCUACAGAGCAGCUGUAGUGUGUUUGGUUCUGCUGUGUGUUCUUCUGCUGACUGCAGUCAUAGUGCUGUGUGUCAUCUUCACUCAAGAUAGACAACAGCUCAUAUCCAAGAAUGAAAUCAUGAGCAGUGAAAGAGAGCAGCUAAGAAAUGAACUUCUGACUCUUGAUGAAUGGAUUUACUAUCAAUCCAGUUUUUACCACUUGUCCACUGAGAGGAAGAACUGGGACGACAGCAGACAAGACUGUCAGAAGAGAGGAGCAGAUCUGAUCAUCAUAAACAACAGAGAGGAAAAUGAGUUUGUUAUGAAAAUUACUGAUAAAAGAGAAUUCUGGAUUGGUCUGACUUACAAAGAAGUGGAGGCUAGCUGGAAAUGGGUUGAUAGCACCCACAUGACCUCUGGGUUCUGGGCAUUUGGAGAGCAUUCUGGACUAACAAUAAAGAAUUGUGUUGUGACAAGCUGGCCUUUUUUAGGGUGGCAUGAUGUUAUAUGUGAUGAUGCUUAUCAAUGGAUCUGUGAGAAGAAGUUUCCCCGCCUUAUAUGGCCCUAGGAACAUCAUACAACUUUUACAAAGCUUUCAUAAUUAAUGAUUAUUUUGUAAAGCAGGGGUGUCCAAUCCUACUCCUGCAAAACAAUCUUUGCAGGUGACUUUAGCUUCAAACCUAAUUAAACACACCUGAACCAAGAUUUUCAAGAUUACAAUAAAUUUUCAGGCAAUUGUGUUGAAAUGAAACUCUGCAUGAUGG